Hydra vulgaris (swiftwater hydra) is the source of this 8116-nucleotide messenger RNA. RefSeq names its product ectopic P granules protein 5 homolog. The record is from RefSeq and is a predicted model, not a curated record. Lineage: Eukaryota; Metazoa; Cnidaria; Hydrozoa; Anthoathecata; Hydridae. Gene Ontology annotation, cellular component: cytoplasm. Gene Ontology annotation, biological process: autophagosome maturation.
AGUUUUAUUUAUGAUUCAAUAGGGCCAAACAUUUCGGAAAAGAUGAUAUAUAUAUACUUGGAAAUCAAAUACUUGCUGACCGAGCGAUUUUAUAUAAACAAAAACAUUAAAGCAUUUGUAAAUUUAUUCACUAAAAUCAGGCUGAUUCAAUCAUAAAUGUGGUUUUCUGUUUUAAUGAAAACUAACAAAUUUAAGCAGAUAACUUUUUAAUUAUAUUUGACUUAAAAACCUUAAAUAAUGGCAGAAGCUGUUCGUGAAAGAUCCAAGAAGAAGAAAAAUAAGAGUUUAAACAACUCAACUAAAUGUGACGAGUUGGUUAAUGAGAUCACCAGGAUCCCUUCUGCUCCUAUGUUGUCAAUGGAAAUAAAAGAUCACGAAGAAGAUACUGUAUCAAAUGUCAUAAAGUCUGACAGUAGUCUAUCCUGUUAUAGAAAGAUUGACUCAACUUCUAUUACAGAUUCUUCCAUCUCUAACCAAGAUAAAGCCAUUGACUUGUCAAAAAAAACAAAUGAUGAAGAUAUUAUAAAAGAUCAAUCGGAAGUAUUUUCAAAUCCAUUGAUGUUGAGUUCUUUAACCAAAGAUGAAACAAGAAACUUUUCUGAACACAUUGUCCCACAAACAGAAAAUUUUAAUACACAGAAUAAAAUUCCUUCAGCACCCUUAAUAUCAUUGCCAAGUUUUGAAUAUAAUAUUAGUUCUCUCAAUAUAGAUUCCCAUUCUGAUUAUAAUAUGUCAGCUUCAGGUUCAUCAUCUUUAUUUAAAAUUGAUAAUAUAAAUAAUCAAUUAAAUGAGAAUGUAUUUAAUAAUGAAAAUAAAAAAGAAAAAUUUAAAGCAGAUGUUUUUUCUACAGACACCAAGGAAAUGUUUGUAAGUGGAGUUUUGUCUGAAAAUAUUAAGCAAGAAGUUGUGAAUGAGGUUUUGUUGACAGAUACCACUGAAAAAAUAGAUAGUUUAACAAAGGAAAAAACAGUGAGUUUGGUUGUGGGUGAAGUUUUACUAAAAGAAAAUAACUGUAUUGAAAAAAAAAAUUUUGAAAAUGCUAUAAAUUCUGUACGAAGUGUGACUCCAUCGAAAGAAAUAAUGUCAUUAUACUCUGCAAAAGAAAUUGAACCAUUUACAGAGGAACAAUUACGUAACUUUUACUUUAAUCCUGAGCUUCUAAAAAUUGAUUUGUUUGUUGGCGAGUUUUUAAAGAAUGCAAACAAAGUGCAUCAUAGAUUUUAUGAACUAGUUGACUUUUACUACAAAUCUAGAAUCAAAGUUCAAGACUUAAAAGUUAAAAUGAAGCUUGCUCAAAAAAAUGUCAAUGAAGGUCAAAAAAAACUUUGGGAAAUUAAAGAUUUCACUUAUACUGUUGAGGGAAAGUGUGGUUGUGGCAACUCAGUAUCGCAACAGCAUCGUUAUCAAAAAGCUUUCUUUCAGCAAAAUCAUUUUACACAGUUAUCUUUAGAUAUGUUAAGUUUGAGAGAAGUAGUGCAUGAGUUUUAUCAACUACAAGAGUAUAAUAGUCGACUUGGAAAAUUGCGUAUAGAAAAUUAUAUAUACAAACUAUUCAAAAUGGAACCAGCUCUGAGUAAUGUUUCUAAUGAAAGGCCUAUAUCAGUAUAUCUACCAUGUGAUUUAACAGAACGUACUAUAUCAACUCUUUACAAUUUGCAAGAUUGCAUCAGUGUUCUAUUUUCUUUUUUGAGAAUAGGAGCUGUUGAAAAGGAAUUUGAUGAAGAUAUCAACCGAUGGCUUGAUUUAAUGGUGUCAGCUCUCCAGCGUGUGGGAACUCUUCCUGAUCAUUUUUUUUUAUUAAAUCAUAUUAUUCGUUGUCCAUGCGGUGUUCCAACUGCAAAAGCACAAUAUAUUCAGUUUCCAACAUUUAAUGCUCAUCAAUUAUUGUCUGUAUGGACACGACCACAAGUUCAUCACUUUGUUGUUAUGCUAGCAACUUUAACAUUACCAGUUAGAGCUAGAACAGAGUUUUUGUCGAAAUUUAAAGUUAAUUAUACAAGAAAAGUCAAAAGGCAAAUCAGCUGGACUCUAGUUGAUGAAGAUAGCUAUGAGGAUGAAAACCACGAUGAUAGCUGGAGCCUUAUAACUGAGCAAGAUCUAAUUGCUAUGUUUGAUCAAUUUCCUUUCAGUGACUUAUUUUUAUCAUUACUGAAUAUCAAUUCCACACAAGAUGAAAUAAGCCAUUUGCCUACUUCAACUUUAAGUAGGGACAUUUUGAGUUUGUUUGCAUUCUCCUCACUCAUGAUCAAAUUGUUAGCACAAAUUUUUGAGACAUACAAUUUAUUGCGAUAUAGACAGUUCAUCAAGCAUGUUUCACGAACAAUAAGGCUUAUAGCGCAAAUUGUUUCUGACCAAUGGGUAGCUUAUUAUAAAUAUCGAACAGAAGUUAUUGGAGACAAUCUUGAAGAUUUCCCAAAAAUGUCUGAAACAUCUGGAUUUAACUUAUUACGAUUACAGUUAGAGUUUGACCAGUUCAUGCUUCGAACUUUUAAUAUAAUAGUUUCAUCUAAAUGUAGUAAUGGAUCAAUGCAAUUUCUUUCUACAAUGCCUUUUGAUGCUAUCUCCUCAUCUGCAAUAUGGAUGUUGCUGCAUAUGUUGAUUAGUCAGCAGACAAUGACUGAAAUCAUCAAGUCAAGCAGCAUUUUGGAUCUUCCAAGCAUUGUUACUUUGGAAAUUUCUCCUACUGACUGUAUUUUUUUACAGACAGCAAUUUCAAACAUUGCUCUUUCACGCACAAAAAAUGACAAAACACUUGUGGAAGCUUGUGUGAAGCUCAUUGUAGAACUCUCUUUCUUGAAUCCUACUGUUGAUAAACUUUAUGCAAAAAAUGGACUUGACAUGCUUUCAUUGAUCUCAAAUAAGCAUCCAUUUAUAACUUCUUUUUUAAUUGUGAUGACCUCCAAAAUGUUAAAACAGCUUGAUGAGCAUCUAGUAAAUAUCUUUCACUCUCUUCAUUUGUACUUAUGGUUUCCUCAAAUUACUGAUUUUGAUAUAAUUCGAACUUGGUUACUGGAUUCACCAAUAACUUCAACUGAAAGUAAAGUGGCAAGAAUUUUGUUGUCGGGUAUUAAUUAUGGAAUUGGACAGGUAGACAACACAUUGUUUUUACCACGUUCAUAUCACUACUUAGUUGCAAUUCUAAUUGUUGAGAUAUAUGGAAUUUUAUUUCCCAAUAACCCUGGUGGAAUGCAGCAGUUAAAUUAUUCAUCGAUGGGAAUUUUAGAGCAGGUUAGCCGAAUAGCAAUAUUGUCAUAUAACAAAGUGGUCUAUUAUCAAGUGCAUUCAGAAUUUUAUAAAUGGGCAUGGAAAGUAAUGCUAAUGUUAAAGCUGCAUGAGAGCGAUAUGUUGAAUACAACAAUGCAAGAUGAGAACUUAUACGAUCAAAAUUGUUCAACAUGGGCCAAUAAUAUUAUUCAACAUCUUGAAAAUAAAUACCCUUAUGAUUUUGAUAUACAGACUACUCCUGUACUUUUAAAUGUAUUGCGUGCUUCCGAAAGUCAAGGCUUGUUAGCAUCAUAUGUUAUUUUUGCAAUGACUAAAUAUGGACAUCUGUUAGAUGUUUUUAUAUCAAAAGGUAUGCCAUACUUGUUGCAAUUAAGCUAUGCAAAUGAAUAUGAUGCUGUUAUUAGAAUCAUCAGUAACUUAUCUGUACUUUUUGUUCAACAUCCAGAUAGACUAGCUACUGAUAGCUACUUGAAACUUUUAUUGUGUUCAAUUCAUAUUGAUGUUGGUUGUGCUGGAUAUACUGAAAAGCUAUGGCAGUAUUUUGUGGUUGGUAACUACAGUCAAACAUUUGUAUCAUUGGUCACAUCGCAUAUUCUUAAAUCAAGAGACUAUUCUGAUGCACAUUUAGCAAUUAAAUUCUGGAUGCAUAUGUUUACAAGAUUACCUUUUUGGCAUAGGGAUUACAGUGUGUUAUUUCAGAUUGAUAAUUUGUGCAAAGUUGCUUUUUCAGUUCAUGAUGGUCUAUCAAAAGUUCAAGACAUGCUUUUUAAUGAAUAUAAGGAAUUGAUUAAGUUAAAUGAACCACGUGGAAUUCUUUCUUCAGUUAUGUCUUGGAUGUCUAGCAAUCAGUUAAUAUCAUUUAUGCCUUCUGUUACAACAAACUUCUGCUAUUUUGCUUAUGUUGUCUUAGUUGUUGAACAGAGGUAUGAAAAGUCAAUAGAUUUUUGGAAAAUGAUAUCUUUAGAAAUGCUUAUGAAUUUAUCAGUUACAGCUGAGCAAGCUUAUAAGAAAGUCUCCAUGGGCUUAAAAUCCUCAUAUUUACCUCCAUUUCAUACGCUUAGUGUUUACCGAUGGGGUGAGCAAGCCAUGAGUACGCCAUCUUCUCAUCCUCUACUUCCAAUUAUUUGGCAACAAUUUUUUAUGAUAUUUUUAAAGAAACCUACUAGUUCAUCUGGUUUUCCUUCACGAUCUGGUAUUGGACAUCGUUUUUUUCAAAACACCUCUCUAAUUUCUACUUUAAAAAAUAUGAAGUCUUCUUUGUAUGGGUCUGCUGAUUAUCACAAGAAUAUAAUUGAGAGCAACAAUAACUCAAAUGAUGAUCAUAAACUAGACUCCAAUGAUUUUAAUUUGUCAUUAAUGCACUUAUAUAAAACCUUUGCUUUGUGGUUGGAUGAAUCACGCUUACAUGAUUCAAACUUGUAUUUGGCUUCAUUACCAGAUGUCUACAGAUGUGAUCUUUUAACAAAGAUUUUCACAGGAAAUAAGGAUUUGUGGUUAGAGUUUGUUGAUAAAAAGUUUCUUGAAAAGAAUUUACAAACAGAUUUUUCAUUAUGGCGUAACAUAGUUUAUGCUCCAUACAGUUUCAACACUUCUGAAAUUGUUACAGAUGUCCUCAUGCAAGCUGAAGUUUUUCAGCGUAUAAUUAAAAGAUUGUUGAGAGAAACCAAACCACAGCCACCUUUACAAAUAAUAAAACCUUCACCUCCCAUCGAAGAUGUUUCCCAACACUCCCUUUUAAUAGAGCCUCAACUCAUGCAGAUAAUAUAUUGUGAUAUAGAAUCAAUUGUUCAACUGUCAAAGUCUGCUGCCAUUCUAGUAGCCAAGCAUCUAGAACUUGAUUACAAUUACUUAGAGUUAGUACCUGAUUUAUAUGAAACAGUACUUAGAAAAGUGACUGUAGGAAUACCUUGUGAUGGUCAACGAAGAAGGAAAAGUGUAGGCUGUUUAUCUCCCGCUCAAUCAGUUAUCCAAUUCAAUGAAUUGCUGCUGCAUGAACAAAUAAUGCGAAUUCUUCAAGACAACCGAGAAAUGUGUAAAAACCUUUUACAACUAUCUACAUCUCAGAUUGAUGAUAAGAUUUGUAAGUCAGUUCUUCGUCUUGAAUGCAUUAUUGAAGUACUAUCAGAAAGUUUCUCAGAUGAAAUAAAAGAAGUUAGUAGUAUUGCGAUUAAACUAUUCUACUUGAUUGCUCAAUUAGUUGAUAAUGAUGUUAAAAAAUCACCUCUUGCUAUACAGUUUUUCUCUACUGCAUUAGAGAAUCUCGGAAAGAACUUUAUUGCAAAUAACCCAACUCAACAAGUUCCACUUCUUGAUACUGUUUUAAAGAGACAGGAGUUAAUUGUUUUUUUAGGCCAUCAUUUUAGUCCAUUGUUAGAUGUUACAAACUUCACUGUUUUAUAUUCAAAACUUGCAAACCAUUUGGAUGCUAGUUAUUCAACAACAGUAUUUGUUUUACUUUCAAAAUUUGACAUAAAUGCGUGGCUAGACUGUUCUCCUCCAGAUUCCGAAAAGUUAAAGAUUGUUAUGCUCAUGAUGAUUGCGUUAAAAAAUCUUGGUUCUCAACCAAACAGCGAAGCAACCGUUGUCUUAGAAAUUGUUCGUAAACAAAUAUCAAUUUUAUUUUGUGAUUUUAACAGUUAUUACAGCAAAGUUCUAGUUGAGUUGUUAGAAAUCUCAUCAAGUAGAUCUAUCUCCCCAGUCUUUUGGACUGAUUUUGUUGCGUUUGUUCAAGAUUCUACUGCAAAAAGAGAUUUAUCCAUUACACAAGUUAAUGAAUCGGUGCAUUUUUUAAUAAGUUAUUUCCAAAAUAAGACCCAUGAGGUUGUUUGUAAUUUAGACAGUUUAUACGAAAGUUGGAGUAUUUAUAUAGAAUCCUUAAGUAUACUUUUGAAAACUUUGGUUACAAUGAUAAUAAAGUGCUCAUUUGCAACAACUAGCAAUAAUUUAGAAAGGUUGGUUAAAGACAAUUGGGUUAUUUGCUGUUCAUUAUACCAGCCUUGGCUAGUACCCCAGUCAAAAGGGAAGAUUUGGUCUCUACUACGGACAGAUUUAGUAGCUAUGAUGAUCAGCUCAUUCACUGAGUGUAUAAAUCUUUUAACUGUUCCUGCCAAAAACGGAUAUUGUUCUGUCCUCAAUUAUUUAUGGGAUUUUUAUUACCAGUCUAUAGUGCCGGCUGUCACUGAAAAACAAUCUUUAGAUUUAUUCCAUAGUGUUUUUAUUACGUUACCAUGGUCAAAAAUGUAUCCAAGUCUUGAAGAACUGAAUCAAAUUUUAGAGUCGCAUAUAACUUACCCGGCUGCUUUUCCAUUCUUUGUUGAAUUGUUUUUCAAUAUUGAUUUGGAAAAUGUAGUUUGUAACUGUUCCUUAAUUGAGAGUCCUAAUAUUCUCGGGCAAUUUCAUCAAGUUUUGUUAAACAUAUUUGUUGUUAUGGCAACUAACCAAGAAUUGAAAUUUAGCUGUAAUAAAUUAAAAGACGUUUUCUAUAAGGCUAGGAGUUUAUACUGGAACUUUAUGGUACUUGAACAAACUGCACGGUCUUGCCAAUGGUUUGCGGAGACAGCGGAUUCAUUUUCUGUUUUUAAUCAAGAAUCUUUAACCUGGAGUAUGAUUAACAUGCUUGAAUUUGUAUGCGGGUAUCAUGACGACGGUUCACAGUUUUUGCAUGACGAUUACAUUAUUGCAAAACGCAACAUUUUUGUUCAAGUUAUUGUAACCCUUAUUUCAAGAUGUUCACUUACUGUUACACCGAAGUCGGCAAAUUACAGUUUUGUUAUUAAUCGACUCUUUUCUUUAAUUGAAUCAGUUUUAGUUUAUAACAGUAGUGAAAGUGCACAAAUGCAGGAGCUUGUUGUCCACUGUGUAACUGCCUUUAAUUUACUCAACUCUAUUUCUUCUUCGGAAAUAUUUGCUGUUAUAAAGGAAAACAUACAUAGUUACUUGCAAGGAUCAAAAAGUCAAUUACUUGUGUUAGCUUUUAUAUCUGCCGCUUCUCGAUCAAUCGCGUCUCUAGAACAUUUAGUAUCUAUACUAGAAAUGUCGAUAGAAUGCUUUUUUUCAAGGCUUUGCGGCGAAGAAAGUCAAAAUUCUUGGGUUCAGGUUUAUCAAGCCUUUGUUUUGCCUGAACUUAAUAAAGAAGAAUUUUUAAAAGAAGCACUGAAUCAAAGUGCAUAUUUGACUUUAUAUACAUUUAAUCUUCAUUUAAUUCCACAAGCUCAAUGUUUGGGAGAAUACUUAAUUAUGCUGGCUAAUACUAUUCAAUGGUGCAGUAAGCCAUCAGCUCCAAUUGAUUACGAAUCAAAGUUAUUGUUGUUAUGGUUACAAAUAUUCGAUAUUGUUAGGAUAUUAGAUCUUCGCGAUUUAAGUAAAACUCAACAUCAACAACUUAUUAAACAUCUCAAUUUCUUUAACAUUUUUUGUCAAUCAAAGAGCGAAGAAAAAAUUUACUCCGGAAUACUUGGAUCAUUAGGAGUUGGAAGAAAAAGUCAUUUGAGUAAAGAAUUUCGAUUGAGUGCUAAAGCUGUUCAUUUGUUCUUAAUAAAUAAAAUGGUUCUAUUUCAAAAUGGUUCCGAUUUAAAACAAGCUACGACCUCUCGCAUUUCUCCAGAUGCCGAAAAAGCACUUGCCUCGUUCUUUGGUUUACUGAAGAAUAAAACCUAUGAAGAUUUUCAAGACCAAAUUCAAUGGAUAGUUCAAUUUAUUUCUAACCAGUCAACGACUAUUAAAGACGGAUGUUCGUUAGUUGCGUAUUUAUGUCAACAGUUUUUUAAAAAGUAUAGCUACGUAUCUGCUGCUAUUACUUAGAAAAAAAGUCGAAAGUUCACAAUCACAUUUCAUUUUUAUAAUCGACCAAUGUAUUCAAAGAUAAUCUUAGAAUACAUCAGCGCUUUGAUUA